AUGUAAGAAGAACAAGUAUAAGAAGGACUUGAGCAAAAGGGACCUAAAUUGACAAGAGAUGAAAAGAAGGUGUUGAAAUAUUAAAGAGCCAAACUGAGAGCCAAAGUUAUAAGAAAGAAGAUUGCAAAAAAAGUCAAAUAAAAAGUUCAUAUUAUGAAUCAAGAAGCUAAAGAAAAAUAUUCAGAGAUAAAAAAUCUAGCCAAAAAUAAUCUGCAACUUGGUUAUGAAUCAGGUAUCCCAAUCUAUAUAGAUUUGGAAUAUGAUAUCUUAAUGACAGACAGAGAAAUUAGAUCCUUAGCAUUAUAGAUUGCACACAUAUAAGGAAUAAAUAAAGAAUUAAAAUUCCCAAUUCAAUUACAUCUCACUAACGUCAGAGGAAUACAGAAAAAUGAAUUAGAAAAACAAGGACUUUAAAAAUGGCCUGUUCAUCACUAUGAAUUAGGAUUAUAGGAUUUGAUUUAAGAAAAUCUGGAAAAAGGAAUUUAGAAAGAGUUCAUCUAUCUUUCUCCAGAUGCUGAUUCAUAUUUAGAAUCAGUUGAUCCAGAAUAGUGCAUAUACAUAGUUGGUGGAUUUGUUGAUAGACAGGUCCAAAAAUUCAUGAGUUUGAAUAAAGCAAACACCUUGUAGAUUUGUAGCAAGAAACUGCCAAUCGAAUCAUUUAUAAAAGGAGCUAAAAGACCAUUAAAUAUAGAUAGAGUUGUUGCCAUAUUAAGCUUGUUUUAUCAACAUAAGGAUUGGAAGGUUGCUUAUGAGCAAAGCGAUAACUUUAAUAUCAGUUUGGCAGAGAGAAUCACAAGAGAACAUCAAAAGCAGGAAUGA
Molecule: messenger RNA, 819 nt
Organism: Paramecium octaurelia
Lineage: Eukaryota; Ciliophora; Oligohymenophorea; Peniculida; Parameciidae
Source: the annotation of a GenBank genome assembly